This is a messenger RNA of Pistacia vera, 2179 nucleotides long. RefSeq names its product probable inactive receptor-like protein kinase At3g56050. The record is from RefSeq and is a predicted model, not a curated record. NCBI's taxonomy places the organism in Eukaryota, Viridiplantae, Streptophyta, Magnoliopsida, Sapindales, Anacardiaceae. Gene Ontology annotation, molecular function: ATP binding; protein binding; protein kinase activity. Gene Ontology annotation, biological process: protein phosphorylation.
AUGUCUCAAGUCUUGCUGAGUUUUUUGAUCGAUGGACGGGAAUUGGAAGUUCUGUGGAUUACUAGUUUUGCUUAUUUUUUUGUUUCUCAUAGUUUGUGUUCGUGUUGGUCGUUGAAUGAUGAAGGUUUGGCUUUGUUGAAGUUAAGAGAAAGAGUGGUGAGUGAUCCGUUUGGUGCUUUGGGUUGGAAGAGUAGUGAUACAGAGAAUGAUCCGUGUUCUGGUUUGGCGUUAUGCUCCGGGGGCAAAGUUGUCAUUCUGAACUUGAAAGAUCUUUGCCUUGAAGGAGCACUGGCACCUGAGCUCAGAAGAUUGACUCACAUAAAGUCUAUUAUUUUGCGCAACAACUCUUUCACUGGAAUUAUUCCUGAAGGAUUUGGAGAGCUGAUGGAAUUGGAGGUGUUAGAUUUGGGCUAUAAUAACUUUACUGGAUCACUCCCAUCUGAUCUUGGCAUUAAUGAGUCACUGGCAAUCCUUUUACUGGACAACAAUGAACUUCUUGGUGCUCUAUCUCCUGAAAUUUAUGAACUCCAAAUGAUUUCUGAAUCCCAAGUAGAUGAAGCACUCCUGUCUAAUGUUGCUAAAAAGGGAUCGUCUUGCAACAGAAGAUUCAGUACUUGGAAUGGUGUCCAAAAUGAAGAUGUUGUUCGGAGGAGACUGCUGCAAGAUUCAGCUCUGGUCAAUCUUAAUGGUACUUUUAGUGGAUCUAUGCCUUCUCCCGCACAAUCUCCAUCAAACGCUCCACUUCCACCUGCUUCUGUUGCUCCCCCAGAUAAUAACACUACUGAUUUUCCAUCCCCAUCCCCAUCUCCUCCUCCAUCCGCACUUCCUCUUCCAUCCCCACCUCCUUCAUUGUUCCCAAGCCCCGCAAAACCAGAAAGGAGUUCUUCAAGGUCUGCAAUACUGGGUGGAACCAUUGGGGGCACCAUAUUGCUUCUCAUUUUAAUCAUUGUCAUAUAUCUCUAUAGAAGCAACAAGGUAUCUACUGUCAAACCUUGGGCCACAGGAUUGAGCGGACAGCUUCAGAAAGCAUUUGUAACUGGUGUCCCAAAGCUUAAGAGAUCUGAGCUUGAAGCAGCUUGUGAAGAUUUCAGUAAUGUAAUUGGUUCUUCACCAAUGGGUAUGGUGUACAAAGGGACAUUGUCUAGUGGAGUUGAAAUAUCUGUUGCCUCUGUUGAAGUAGCAUCAGCCAAGGCUUGGUCAAAGAAUUUGGAAGUGCAGUUUAGGAAGAAGAUUGACACAUUAUCAAAAGUGAACCACAAGAAUUUUGUCAACCUUAUUGGGUAUUGCGAGGAAGAGGAGACUUUCACUAGAAUGAUGGUGUUUGAAUAUGCUCCCAACGGAACUCUUUUUGAACAUAUACACAUUAGAGAGUCAGAGCACUUAAACUGGGGAAUGCGCCUACGCAUUGCAAUGGGCAUGGCUUACUGCCUAGAGCAUAUGCACCAGCUGAACCCGCCAAUAGCUCACAACAACUUGAACUCUUCGGCAGUCUUCCUCACCGAGGACUAUGCAGCCAAAUUGUCAGACUUAAGCUUCCGGAAUGAGAUAGCUGCUUCUGAAAUGGGAUCAGCUAGCAAAGAGCUUUCAGAUACACCAUCAGCAAGCCUAGAAAGUAAUGUGUACAGCUUUGGCGUAUUAUUGGUUGAAAUGAUGACUGGUAGGAUGCCGUACGUGGUGGACAAUGGCUGUCUUGAAGAUUGGGCUUCAGAUUAUUUGAGAGGGAAUCAACCCCUUAAAAGUAUUGUCGAUCCAACUUUACGCACUUUUGAUGUGGAGCAGCUGGAGAAAUUUGGAUCAUUGAUAAAAUCUUGUGUCCAUCCCAACCUACAACUGAGACCAUCAAUGAGAGAUGUGACUGCAAGACUCAGAGAGAUUACUGGAAUAACACAAGAUGGAGCAAUUCCCAAGCUUUCUCCUCUUUGGUGGGCAGAGCUCGAGAUUUUGUCCACAGAUGCAGUCUAGAACAUGAAAUUUAGAUUGUUUAAGUAUUAGAGCUUCAAAUUUAGAUUGCCUUUUAGGUCAAUAGCGCUUGUAUCUAUUGUAGGCCGAUGAAAUGCUAGUUGUACAUAUCCGAGAUCAGGAGGAAAUCUGGUAAAUCUGCCUUGUUUUGGUUUUUCUCUCUUCAAAUAAUUGUCUGUGAAAAUGCAUAAGAAAAUUACAUUACACAAUUUUUACUUUA